AUGGCCAGUGCCACCAACCCCACCACCACAACAGCACACUGGCACCCAUGCGGCUUGCUCAACAACCAGCCCAGCGCCGCCUACUCGGUGGUGAUUCUGAACCAGCCAGUUAACCGCAACGCUCUGAACGCGGUGAUAUCGGGGGCAUCGCUGCUGGUAUGUGCCGACGGGGGCGCGGAUAGACUGCUUCAUUACGAGCAGAUGACAGCAACAGCAACAACCCUUAAAGAGCCGAAUCAUCACGCAGAGAGCGAGUUUCGGUAUCGGCUGCCAGACGCGAUCGUAGGCGAUCUGGAUUCUCUGUCUGCAGGGACAGAGAAGCACUAUCGCGAGCGUGGCGUCCAGGUGGCUAAGGACCCGGACCAGUACUCGACGGAUUUCACUAAAUGUCUGGGGUGGAUUCGUGGUGAGGUGGGACGGCGGAGGCAGGGACAGCGCGGAUCAUCAGACGAGGAGGACUCGAUGGACGUGGUGGUAUUGGGCGGCCUGGGAGGUCGCGUCGACCAGGGGUUUUCACAGAUUCAUCAUCUUUACAUGGCGGACAAGGACCCACAGCUUUUGAAAGGUCGGAUCUACUUGUUGUCGGAACAGAGCUUGUCAUUUGUUCUCGCCAACGGGCAAAAUGUAAUACACUUGGAGCCUGGCUAUUUUGGGGAGAAUGUUGGUAUAAUUCCCGUGCUUGGGAGAGCGCUGAUCACUACCAAGGGCCUUGAGUGGGAUGUGGAGGACUGGCCCACUGAAUUCGGCGGACAAGUGAGCACCAGCAACCACAUACGAUCAGAUCUGAUUCAGAUCACGUUUGAAGGCCCCCAACCUUUGUUCACCCUCGAAUUGGAGAGCAAGCUCUCAGCCACGUCCGAAAAAUGA
This is a messenger RNA of Exophiala aquamarina CBS 119918, 867 nucleotides long. RefSeq names its product thiamine pyrophosphokinase. The record is from RefSeq and is a predicted model, not a curated record. Gene Ontology annotation, biological process: thiamine metabolic process; thiamine diphosphate biosynthetic process. The transcript has a single exon. Gene Ontology annotation, molecular function: ATP binding; thiamine binding; thiamine diphosphokinase activity. Lineage: Eukaryota; Fungi; Ascomycota; Eurotiomycetes; Chaetothyriales; Herpotrichiellaceae. Bases 1 to 867 code for a protein of 288 amino acids.